Molecule: messenger RNA, 5596 nt
Organism: Rhineura floridana
Lineage: Eukaryota; Metazoa; Chordata; Lepidosauria; Squamata; Rhineuridae
Gene: RXFP1
Product: relaxin family peptide receptor 1
Exons: 18
Coding region: 102-2387 (761 amino acids)
Biological process (GO): G protein-coupled receptor signaling pathway
Cellular component (GO): membrane
Molecular function (GO): protein binding; G protein-coupled receptor activity
Source: RefSeq, a predicted model, not a curated record
GAAUUAGAGGGAAAGCAAGGAAUUGAAAGGAAGCUUCCUAUGUGCACCAUCUAACCAGAGACAGAAACAGCUAAGGUUGUGUAUGAAAUCAGGGGGACAUCAUGAGCUCUAUUUUUCUGUUUUUCUGCAGCCAGAGAGAGAUGUUAUGUGGUUACUUAUUCUACAUAUUCUUAGCUCUUGAAGUGAAUGCUCUUCAUGCUACUUCAAGAACUGAAGAUUUUGGAUUUGGUAUUGCAUGUCCUCUUGGCUAUUUCCCUUGUGGGAAUUUCACAAAAUGUUUGCCUCAGCUCCUUCACUGCAAUGGGAUAGAUGACUGUGGGAAUCAAGCAGAUGAAGAUAACUGCGGUGAUAAUAGUGGAUGGUCUCAGCAGCUGGAUGCAAUUUAUGAUAAAAGAAUGUCCCGAUAUGCCUCUCAGUUGGAAACUGAUGAAUGCUUGAUUGACUCUGUGCCAACAGAAUGCUUGUGCCGUGGGUUAGAGCUUGACUGUGAUGAUGCCGGUUUGCACAUUGUUCCAUCAGUCUCUUCAAAUGUAACUAUGAUGUCCCUAAAAGGGAAUCUGCUGAAAAAGCUUGUUGCCAAUGGUUUCAAAAAAUAUCAGGAUCUUAAAUACCUGUACCUUCAAAAUAAUAAUAUAAGUUUUGUGUCGGGACAUGCUUUCAGAGGACUGUAUAAUUUGACAAAGCUAUAUCUAAGUCACAACAAGAUAACAUUUUUGAAACCUUGUGUCUUUGAAGAUCUACAUAAACUUGAAUGGCUCAUAAUUGAAAACAAUACGAUCAAAUGUGUCUCAUCACUAACCUUUUAUGGGCUAAACUCACUGAUUCUCCUAGUUCUGAUGAAUAAUUCUCUUGCCCAGUUGCCUGAUAAACGUCUUUGUCAACAUAUGCCAAGGCUGAACUGGCUGGACUUUGAGGGUAAUCAUAUCCACAAUUUAAGGAACGUCACUUUCAUCUCCUGUAGCAGUUUAACAGUCCUUGUUUUGAGAAGAAACAAAAUCAGCUCUCUAAAUGAAAACAGCUUCUCUGCUCUUCAGAGAUUAGCUGAACUAGACUUGGCUAACAACAAGAUUGAAUCGCUUCCUCCACACCUAUUUAAGGAUCUGAAAGAACUCUCACAACUGAAUCUUUCAUACAACCCAAUCCAGAAAAUUCAAGCAGGCCAGUUUGAUUAUCUUAUAAAACUCAACUCACUAAGCCUAGAAGGCAUUGAAAUUACAAAUAUCCAAAGAAGAAUGUUCAGACCACUGAGAGAUCUUUCCCAUAUAUAUUUUAAAAAAUUUCAGUAUUGUGGCUAUGCUCCUCAUGUACGCAGCUGCAAACCAAAUACCGAUGGAAUCUCAUCCUUUGAGAACCUGUUAGCCAGCAUUAUACAGAGAAUAUUUGUCUGGGUUGUGUCUGCUGUCACUUGUUUUGGAAAUAUCUUUGUCAUCUGCAUGAGGCCUUACAUUCGAUCAGAGAACAAACUCCAUGCCCUAUCGAUAAUGUCACUCUGCUGUGCAGAUUGCCUCAUGGGUAUAUACUUAUUUGUGAUUGGAGCCUUUGAUCUGAAAUAUCGUGGGGAGUACAAUAAGCAUGCUCAGUUAUGGAUGGACAGUAUCCACUGUCAGCUGGUGGGAUCUUUGGCUGUUUUAUCCACAGAAGUAUCCGUUUUAUUACUAACCUACCUGACUUUGGAAAAAUAUAUCUGCAUAGUUUACCCAUUUAGAUUCUUGAAGCCAGGAAAAUACAGGACAAUUUCCAUUUUAGUUCUGAUCUGGAUUAUAGGGUUUGUUGUUGCUUUUAUUCCACUGAGCAAUAAGGAUUUUUUCCAAAACUAUUAUGGCACCAAUGGGGUAUGUUUCCCUCUUCACUCUGAGCAGCCUGAAAGUACUGGAGGGCAGAUAUAUUCUGUCAUAAUUUUUCUAGGUGUUAACUUGAUAGCGUUUAUCAUCAUAGUGUUCUCCUAUGGAAGUAUGUUUUAUAGUGUUCAUCAGACAGCAAUUACUGCAAUGGAAAUCCGGAAUCAUGUAAAGAAAGAGAUGACCCUUGCCAAACGUUUUUUCUUCAUUGUAUUUACUGACGCAUUGUGCUGGAUACCCAUCUUUAUACUAAAAUUGCUUUCCUUACUUCACGUGGAAAUCCCAGGUUCUAUUACUUCCUGGGUUGUGAUUUUUAUAUUACCAAUAAACAGCGCCUUGAACCCUCUUCUCUAUACAUUAACCACUAGGCCUUUCAAAGAAAUGAUUAAUCAAGUUUGGCAGGAUUACAAACAAAGAAGAUCCUCAGGAAGCAAAAGCAGCCAGAAAAUGUAUGGCCCAUCAUUUAUCUGGGUAGAAAUGUGGCCAACAGAAGAUACCUCACCAGAGUUGACAAAGCCUGCCCCUUAUACAGAUUCCUCUGAGGGUUAAAUAACUAGACAUUCAAGAAGACUGAAUAUAUUAUACACAUGAAAAUGAUUCAGAGUCUGUUAGAUGCACUAAGAUUUGCAUACUAUACUGCCACAAAAAAAGCAAUGAAGAAAAACUCUAGGCGAUGGAAGCAUCUCUAAGCAUGAAGAAAGAGAAACUGCUGAAUUUCUACAAUAUACAUCUUAACAGUGUUUGGGAGAACUAGCCAUAAGAAUCAGAGGGGAAGGGUAGAAUUCAAGGAAAACUGCUAAUGCUGGUGUUUUUGUAGUGGGUAUCAGUGGAAAAACAAGAUGAAAGAAAUGUGAUCAGAACCAAAAGACUGCUUUACAUUUUAUGACAGUUCUAAAACAACUUUUUGAGUUGCAAAGUUAUGGUAGCAGUGGUUCUCAGUGACCUGUAUUAUAUCUAAACCAUUUAGGCAGUAUUUUUAAAAUACCAACACAAAAACUGAAGUGUCUUGAAUUAUUAUGUAUAAGUGGCUACUUUUAGUUCUGUAGGGCUGAAAACAGUCUGUUUCUUUGCAGUACAGUGUUUCUGUAUGAGAUGCAGCAUUUUUCUGAUUUCAAGUUUGCAAGUGAGGCACGUAUAAAGACAGGAAUGACAAUGGACUUUUUGGUUUGCAAAAGAUUUCAGAAACGUUUGCACUGGAUUCCUUAAGGGAUAUAAGUAUAGAAGUUGUAUAAUUGCACUUUAAUGUUCACACAUUUUUGGAAUAUUUUGAACUUUGCUAUAAAUCUUAUUUCAUACCCAGUUUUUACUAAUAUAUACAUGUGUUUGCAAAUAAAGCACUGCCUGAGGAACCACGAUACAAUAAUGAUCUUGUUUAAAAUAUAUUUAAACUGCAUAUUCAAACACUCCUAUUUAUGUUUAACUUUACUACCGGAAAUGUGGAUAUUUCAGAGUUCAUUAGUUUUAAGCAAUACAGAAAGUUACAAAGUAGAGGGGUUUAUAUUUUUUGAAGACCAAAGCAGAUUAAUGUAUUUAAAUUUUCUUCAGUGUGGGAAGACAAAAAUAGAGUUGCCUUGGUGUGGUUUUUUUAAAUUUUAACCGAACUUCAAAGUUUGUUUUUGUUAUGUGCCUUCAAGUCGAUUACGACUUACAGCGAUCCUAUGAAUCAGUGACCUCCAAUAGCAUUUGCCAUGAACAACCCUGUUCAGAUCUUGUAAGUUCAGGUCUGUGGCUUCCUUUAUGGAAUCAAUCCAUCUCUUGUUUGGCCUUCUUUUUCUUACUCCCUUCUAUUUUUCCCAGCAUUAUUGUCUUUUCUAGUGAAUCAUGUCUUCUCAUGAUGUGUCCAAAGGAUGAUAACCUCAGUUACAUCAUUUUAGCUUCUAGUGAUAGUUCUGGUUUAAUUUGUUUUAACACCCAAUUAUUUGUCUUUUUCACAGUCCAUGAUAUGUGCAAAGUUCUCCUCCAACACCACAUUUCAAAGGAGUUGAUUUUUCUCUUAUCCACUUUUUUCACUGUCCAACUUUCACAUCCAUACAUAGAGAUCGGGAAUACCAUGGUCUGAAUGAUCCUGACUUUAGUGUUCAGUGAUACAUCUUUGCAUUUGAGGACCUUUUCUAGUUCUCUCAUAGCUGCCCUCACUAGUCCAAGCCACCUUCUGAUUUCUUGACUAUUGUCUCUAUUUUGGUUAAUGACUGUACCAAGGUUUUGAUAAUCCUUGACAAGUUCAAUGUCCUUGUCAUUCUUAAAGUUACAUAAAUCUUCUGUUGUCAUUACUUUAGUCUUCUUGACGUUCAGCUGUAGUCCUGCUUUUGUGCUUUCCUCUUUAACUUUCAUCAGCAUUCGUUUCAAAUCAUUACUGGUUUCUGCUAGUAGUAUGGAAACAUCUGCAUAUCUUAAAUUAUUGAUAUUUCUCCCUCCAUCUUUCACACCUCCUUCAUCUUGGUCCAAUCCCGCUUUUCGUAUAUGUUCUGCGUAUAGAUUAAACAAAUAGCUGAUAAACUACAUCCCUGUCUCACACCCUUUCCGAUGGGAAACCAAUCGGUUUCUCCGUAAUCUGUAAGAUAUGCAGUAGUCUCUUGUGCAGGGUAUAGGUUGUGCAUCAGGACAGAUGCUGUGACACCCCCAUUUCUUUUAAAGCAUUCCAUAGUUAAGUAAGACUAUCUCAUUCAUUCAUUUGUUUCUAUUCCACCCUGCAUAAAAAAAUGAUAUAAUAAAUCAGGUUGCAAUGCAAUAUACAGUAUAAAAUAAAUUAUUAAAAUAUCGCAACAAAACAGCAUAAAAUAAAAUAAGGCAACAGAUUUAAUACAUCAGUUGAUAGAUCUCCUGUUUAACACAGUCCCCUACAAAAAAGCCUGGGUAAACUAGUAUGUUCAGCUGGCUCCAAACAGUAACUAAUGUCUGCAUCAGCUCACCACACAAAAGACCCAGUUCAUGCUCACAUAGUGCCCUUGUCCAAUCAAAAGGACCACAAGAAAGGCCUCUCCUGCAGAAGAUCUUAAAGCAUAAGGCAGGUUGGAACAGAGAGAGGUGGUUUUCAGGUAUCUAGGUCCCAAGUCAUAAGGAUGUUAAAAGUUUGUCAACACCUUGAAUUGGGCCCAGUAACACACAGCCAGUCAGGGCAGAGCCUUUAACACUGGUGGUGUCAUGUGUUCCCACCUUCCUUACUCAACCAGAGUCCUGAUGACUGCAUUUGGCUUCAGCUGCAGCUUGCAUCUGCAGGAGUUGCUUCAGACAGAACACAUUAAAAUAAACGAACCACCAGAUUACCAGAGCACAGAUUACUGGGGCUAGGCUAUCAUAGUCCAGGAACAGUCGUAGCUGGUGAAAAAACCAGAAUUGAAGACAGGCACUCUGAGCCAGUAAUAUCACUAAGCCUCCAAAUGACCUGAGACUAUCCCAAACUUCAAAGAGAGUGCAACCCUGUCAAGGAGUUUAGGUUGCCCAUGUCUUAGGCUCUGCUUCAAAGCCCUGCUUAGAUGCCUACCUGCAAAGACAAUUAGGUUGGCAGACACAUAGACCAGGGCCUUCUAGUUAGUGGCCCGUUAACCUCAGUUCCGCUUGAAAUUAAGCAGACUGUCCCUCAACACCUUUAAAUGGGCCCUAAAUACUUAUCUUUUUAUGCUGCUUUUAGCAGAUAGUCUGUCUGCUUUUUGGUAUGGCUAUGCUAGUGUAUGCUGGUUUUAGUAAUAUUUUGUACCAUUUUAAAAUGUGCUUUUAAACUUUGUUUUAAAAUUGUAUAACUGUAUAUUUUUGUAAAUUGC